AUGACGAUUGACAAGGGUUUCGAGUACACUUGGAUGGCUCGACAUAUUCAUCGAAUUCUGGACAUUGAAAUAAAAAUGGUGGCUGCAUCGAAUAUCGGGGAAGAAGAAUUUCUAUUGUAUUCUGGUAGAGCUACAUGGGCAGAAGCUGUAGUACAAUGUAGAGAGAAAGGACUUCAAGUUGCUGAAGUUAGAAGUGUGAAAGAAGCCCAAACGCUCGCAGCUUCUAUGCUGCGGAAUAGACCAGCUGUCGAGAGCGCUUGGAUCGGUGGAUAUACAAAGAAAACUGAACCCGGAACAUGGCGUUGGUUGGUCUCGGGAGAAGAAAUAAGAUAUAACGGGAUGAGGCUGAGAAAUUUAAGCCAAUCUAUCGGAGGUUGUCUUCUAUUGGAUAGACACUCGAGCGAAAUACCGGUCUAUGUCGAAGCCAAAUGCGAUCGUAAACGUGACGUACUUUGUCAAAAACCAAGUUUCAAAAAACGUGCAAGCACAAAACCAGUGAGAGUUUUCGUUUCCGGUUGUUCCUAUUGGAUUGGUUUCCAGCCUUCAACAUGGUCUAAAGCGAGGAAAUCCUGUGAAUUGAUGAAUGCCUCGUUAGUUGCGCUGGAUUCACCAGAAAAAAUAUCUCACAUGAUCAGUUUGAUGGUGGACAACAAAGCAGGUUUUGGUGUCAGUUGGACCCCGUGUAAUUUUCCAUCGUGGCAUUUGCCCCGUUUCAUUCUCCACUGUAAAACUCUCCUACUGUGGCAAUUGGACACCGUGGCAAAUGCCCAACCGUGCAUUUACCCCGUAGGGCUAUUGACCACCGCAGCAGUUCGACAUUUCCCCGAUGCUCGCGUAUUCCCACUUUUCACACCAUCAGGCUCAGCCGUCCUCACCAUGCUCGAUAUGCCUUCGUUAUAA
Venturia canescens is the source of this 900-nucleotide messenger RNA. RefSeq lists its product as uncharacterized. The transcript has 6 exons. Lineage: Eukaryota; Metazoa; Arthropoda; Insecta; Hymenoptera; Ichneumonidae. Bases 1 to 900 code for a protein of 299 amino acids. The record is from RefSeq and is a predicted model, not a curated record.